AUGGCGGCGUGGGGUCUCUCGUGGCUAGAGACGGCCACCCAGAAAAUCAGGGAGGUAGAACACUCCAUCAAUGCCGCCGUGGGCCAGGACGACGAUGAGAGCACCAGCAGCGCGCCUCCCAUCCGCGCUGGUGAGGUGGUGGCGGGCGUGCGUCGUCCGCCGCUGCUGACCCCCCAGCCCGCCAAACCCGCCGGGUGGAGCGACGCCCGGAGCAAGAAGAUGAAGGAAGCGGAGCCGUCGCUGGAGGAUCUGCUGAACUCGGACGCCCUGCUGCCGGUCACGACGUCGCCCACUCGGGCGGCCGCCAAGACAAGGCCGGCGGCGGCUGCCUCCGCCAAGCGGCCGACGUCGAUCACCACCACCGCCGCCGCCACCAACGGCGGCCCGCCGCGUUCGCCCACCGCAACCGCUGCAGCGGCGGCUCCGCCCACGCAGAAGCGCAGCAGUGACUCGGGACCCGCGGCCAAUGCGACCGUGCCACCACCGCCCGCCGCCGCCUCUUCCGAUUCGUCCGUCGACUCAGCCGCCACCAAUGGCCGAGCGCCGCCGUCGCCGCAGGAGGAAGCGCCGGCCGAGGCAGCGAUCGCUGACCACCGCGCGGAGGCGAGUGACCGACGAGCAGCAGCAGAAGAAAAAGCAGUCAAGGAGGAAGAGGAGGAGACGAGGGACGAGGCCGAGCCAAGCUCGCCGGUCGGUCCAGUCGCGGAGGAGGCGACGCAGGCGAUCACCACCGCCGCCAACGGAGCAGAAGAGAGCGAGGCCGGCAGCGGAAGCAGUGACGACGAUGACGGCGGUGGCGCCGACCACCGGAGCGCUGGGGUCGACGGUGUCGGCGUCGGCCUCGAUCAGGCGAAGGAGGCCCCGGAUGCAGGCUACGGCGAACAGUCCACCGACACCGCCGACGCCGACGCCGCCGCGGACAACGUGCCAACGACAGAGGCCGCGACCCACGUCGACGGUGGUGCCGAAGUCGAGCAAGACGUGCGGGCCGACAGCGCGGACGACGUCGCACCACCACCGCCAGCAGCUGCGGAGCCGACCGAGACCGCCGCCGACGACGACUCUGUCAGAGACGUUGUGGCGGCGGCUGCAGCUGCUACCGGCGACGACGGCGACGAGCAACAACCGCCGCCGCCGGCAGCAGAAGCGUCUGGUGGUGGGUCCGAAGCCGACGCCGACGCCAGCGAGCUGCCGGAGCCCGGAGUGUCGGCCGAUGAUGAAACGGCGGCGGCCGCAGGUGGCGCAGUGGUGACGGAACAAGCCAAGGCGGCGGCAGACGACGGGCAGGCGGAGCGGGACCAGGAGCGAGCGGAACUGCGGAGCCGCGUGGGCACGCUGACGCGGGUGCUGGCCGACCGCGAGCGGCAGGUGGAGAGCCUGGCGCGGGAGCACGCCCACCUGCAGGACGCGUGCGCGGUGGCGGCCCGGGAGAAGGAGGAAGCGCAGCGGUGGCGGCGAGAGGCCGAGGCCAAGAUGGCGCACAUGCGCGACGAGUUCGCCCAGCGCGUGGCCGCUCUCGAGCGCACCACCGCCAACCUCACCAGGGAGCGCGACACCCUGUACCAGAAGCUGCGCAAGCGGGAGGACAAGGACAAGGAGGACAGUGAGAAGGACGAGAUCAUGAGCCAGCUGCGGGAAGAGGGUGAAAAGCUGUCGCAGAAGCAGCUCAAGUUGGAGAGCACGAUCAAGCAACUGCGCACCAAAGAGAAGGAAUCAGACUCCACCAUCGCCUCCCUCAAGGAGCUGCUUGCCGACGCUGAGGCCCGCGUCGAGCUCGCGCAGUCCAAGACCCGCGACAACGAUUCGCUGCUGGCCAAGUACAACGACAUGGUGGCGGGGCUGAAAGAGGCGGCCGAGCUCGCCGGUCGCCACGCCGAGGACAAGGACCGCAUCGUCGCCGCCGCCCAACAACGCGUCUCUGAACUCGAGGCACCGCUCCUCCCUCCACUGCCGCUUUUCGCCGAAAAGGAGAAGGCGCACCGACAGGCGGCCGAGGCGCGCAAGCAGCUGCAGGCGGCCGAGGAGCGCCGAGAGGCCGAGCUCGACAAGGCGCGGGCGGAGGCCAAGGACGCCCUCCACGACCACCUCCGACGCGCCGACGAGCGCGAAGCGGCCCUCGCCCUCACCGUGCAGCAGCUGCGCGCCUCCCUCGCCAACGUGGGCGAACAAUCUGCGGGCCGGGAGGAUUUGCUGCGACAAGAGCUACAGUCGCUGCAGGGCCGACUGGCGGCGGCCGAGGCGCGCGCGGCCGAGGUGUCGACGACUAUCGCCGAGGCCACCACGCCGCUCGUGCGGCAGAUCGAGGCGCUGCACCAGGCCCACUCGCACGCGCUCCAGGAGCAGCACCGCAUCGAACGCGCGCUCACCGAUCGCAUCAAGGAGGAGGAGGAGCGCGCCGAGGAGGCCCACAGUGAACUCCAACGCGCGCACGACGCCAUGGCCAAAAUGCGGACGCGAAUGCGAGAGCUCGAGGCGGAGAACGAGGAGCUGGGCGCGCGGGCGAGGGCGCUGGCCAAGCGGGCCGACGACGAGCAGCGGCAGGCGACCGAGGCCCGCGAGGAGUGCGAGCGGGCGCGCCAGGCUGCGCAGCGCGCACGUCAGGAGGCCGACGAGGCCCAGCGCGACUACGAAUCGCGGCUCGCUGCCGAGCUGGCCAAGGCCGCCAAGGACCACCAGCAGAUGGUCCACCAGAUGGCCGCCGCUGCCGCU
Molecule: messenger RNA, 2709 nt
Organism: Acanthamoeba castellanii str. Neff
Lineage: Eukaryota; Discosea; Longamoebia; Acanthamoebidae
Exons: 10
Cellular component (GO): endoplasmic reticulum; Golgi apparatus
Source: RefSeq, a predicted model, not a curated record